GAUAAACCGCAUGUGGAGGAGAACAGAAUUGUUUCGAGAAAGCAUGACAUCCGAUAGGAAUCUCUUUGAGGAAGAGGACACAGAGAAACUUCAGAGAAGAUUUCAAAGACGGGAACAGGAAAAACCAGUCCAGAGCGUUGGACUACAAACACAGAAAGACUUCAGUUUGUGAUGGCAGUAGGAUAGGAGGAUAAACCGCAUGUGGAGGAGAACAGAAUUGUUUCGAGAAAGCAUGACAUCCAAUAUGAAUCUCUUUGAGGAAGAGGACACAGAGAAACUUCAGAGGGUGAUCCAGUCACUGGAGCGAGUCUGUAUGAUUGAGAAUAAGAGAGCAGACUCUCCUGAACCCAGCUGUGUGUCCAUGAAGGGUGAAAACUCAGUGGAGAGAGGCCUAAGCUUCAGUGAGACAAUCUGUCCUGAGCAGAGCUCGGUGCCUGGUAAAAGAGCAGAUCCUCCUGAACCCAGCUGUGUGUCCAUGAAGAGUGAAAACUCAGCGUACAGAGGACUAAGCUUCAGUGAGACUGUCUGCAACACUGAGCUGAGUUCAGAGCAGGGUAAGAGAUCAGAUCCCCCUGAUCCCCACUGUGUGUCAAUGGAGAAUGAUCUGUCACGGCAAAAAGGCUUGGCUUGCUGGUCUAAUGAUUCAAGUUUGAUUCAGAAUAAGAGAGCAGAUCCUCCUGAACCCACUUACGUGUCCAUAAGUGGUGAACACUCUGUAUACAGAAGCGUAAGCUUUACCGAGGCAGACUUUACCACUGAGCAAAGCGAUCAAAAGCAGACAUCAAAUGAAUCACAAUUGGAGUGCGUGUUCGAGGAACUAGUAGACAAAAGCAUCUCUCUCCUCAAGAAUGAUCUGAUAAGGUUUAAGAAGUUAAUGAGUACAGAAAACCAGCUAUGCUCUGAGAGAGAACAUCCUGAAGAUUCACAACAGAAUAGUGCCAGGGAGGGAGCACUGAAGAUCGCGCUGCAUGUUCUAAAGAGCAUGAACCAGGAAGACCUUGCUAAUGGACUGCAAAUCAGACUGACACCUGCUUGCCAGCAAAGCCUCAAAUCUUACCUAAAGGAAAAGUUUCAGAAAAUUUAUGAAAGGAUUUCACAUCAUACAACCUCUACACUUCUAAACAAAAUCUACACCGAGCUCUAUGUGACAGAGGAUGGCAGUGAAGAGUUCAAUAAUGAACAUGAAGUGAGACAAAUAGAGACAGCCUCCAAAAGACCAUCACCAGAAACAUCCAUCAAAUGCAGUGACCUCUUUAAAAAUGAUGUCGUCAGAACUGUGCUGACUAAAGGAGUUGCUGGAAUUGGAAAAACAAUCUUUGUGCAGAAGUUCAUUCUCGAUUGGGCUGAGGGAAAAUCAAAUCAGGGUGUCAACUUCAUAUUUCCACUUCCUUUUAGGGAGCUGAAUUUAAUGAGGAAUGAAUUUCUCAGUCUGGAGAAUCUUCUUCAUCAAUUUUUCCCAGACACAAAACAGCUGAGACCACUUGACUAUGUUCACAACAAAGUCCUGUUCAUUUUUGAUGGUCUAGAUGAAAGUCAACUUCCUCUAGAUUUCCAUAACAAUGAGAGAAUAACUACUGUAACGCAGGUGGCCUCAGUGGAUGCACUGAUAACGAACCUCAUCAAGGCAAACCUGCUUCGCUCUGCUCUUCUCUGGAUAACUUCUCGACCUGCAGCAGCCAGUCAGAUUCCUUUUGAUUGUAUUGACCAGGUAACAGAGGUACAAGGGUUUAAUGAUCAUCAAAAGGAGGAGUACUUCAGGAAGAAAAUCAUUGACCAAAGCCUGGCCAACAGAAUCAUCACACACAUUAAGUCAUCAAGAAGCCUCUACAGCAUGUGUCACAUUCCAGUCUUCUGUUGGAUUGCAGCCACUGUCCUAGAGGAGAUGCUGGGUGAUGCAGAGAUUAAGGAGAUCCCCAAAACUCUGACUCAAAUGUUUACACGCUUCCUGAUUUUUCAAAUCAAACUGAGUGGACAGAAGUACCAAGGAAAGACAGAAACUGAUCCUGACCAGAUUAAUGAGGUUGUUUGGAAACUAGGAAAACUGGCUUUCCAUAAACUGGAAGAAGGCAAUUUGGUCUUCUAUGAGGAAGACCUGAAGCAGUGUGGAAUUGACAGAGAAAUGUCAAUCUUCUCUGGUUUGUUCACUCAGAUCUUUACCCAAGACUUUGGGUUGCAUCUUGGGAAAGUGUUCAGCUUUGUGCACCUGACUGUUCAGGAGUUUCUUGCUGCUUUAUAUGCAUUUUUCUCCUUCAUCCUUAACAACAAGAAUGUUCUAGAAAAAACAGGAUUGCGGCAUUGCUUUGGCAAAUCUACAGUGUCUGAUUUCUUAAAACAUGCGGUCAACAAAGCCUUAGAGUCUAAGAAUGGACAUCUAGACCUUUUCCUUCGCUUUCUUCUCGGCCUCUCAGUGGAGUCAAAUCAGACUUUCUUUCGAGGCCGACUUCCACAGUCAGCAAGCAGCUCUGAUAGCAAAGAGGCAACGGUAAAUUACAUCAAGAGGAAGAUCAGGGAGAAUGCUUCUCCUGAGAAGUCCAUCAAUCUGUUCCACUGUCUGAAUGAACUAAAUGAUCAUUCUCUAGUGCAUGAAAUCCAAAGAUUCCUUAGCACAGGUGGUAGCUAUUGUCUUAGGGACAGUAAGCUCUCUCCAGCUCAGUGGUCAGCUCUGGUGUUUGUGUUGCUGAACUCAGAAGAAAAGCUGGAUGAAAUUGAACUUUGUAAAUAUGACCCAUCAGAGGAAUGUCUCCAAAGACUGUUUCCAGUGGUCAAGGCAUCCAGAAAAGCUUUGUUGUGGUCAUGUAAUCUCACCGAGAAAAGCUGUGAAGUUCUGGCCUCAGCUCUGAGCUCAAGCCCUUCCACUCUAAAAGAAUUGGACCUCACUAACAAUAAACUGCAAGAUUCAGGAGCAAUAUUGCUCUAUACUGGACUGAAGAGUUCACAUUGUAAACUUGAUAUAUUGAGGCUGUGUAUAUGCAAUCUGACAGAGAGAAGCUGUGCUGAUCUGGCUUCAGCUCUAAGCUCAAACUCAAGUCUGAAAGAACUCGACCUGAAUAAUAAUGAACUGCAUGAUUCAGGUGUGAAGGAUCUCUCUGCUGGACUGGCUAAUCCACGAUGUAAACUGGAGAUUCUAAGGUUAUCUUCCUGUAACCUCACAGAGGAAAGCUGUGCAGUUCUGGCCUCAUGUCUCAACUCAAACUCUUCAUGUUUGAGAGAACUGGACCUGAGUAGUAAUAAACUGCUAGAUUCAGGCUUGCAGCUGCUCUCCACUGGACUGGAAAAUAGGCAGUGUAUUCUUGAGAAACUGGGUCUGUGUAACUGCAGUAUCACAGAGGAAGGAUGUGAUGCUCUGGUUUUAGCACUGAAAUCAAACCCCUCAUUACCGCUGAGAGAUCUCAACCUGAAACACAAUCUACCAGGUGAUUCCAAACCUAAAGAACUUCUGGCCCUACAGAAGGACCCCCAAUAUAAACUGGAGACACUACUAAUUUAAGUGACCUGUUACGUCUAAGGGAAAGUUAUAAGGAGGAAAAUUCUAUGAACAUAGUGAACACACUUACAUUUUGAAAAUCUUGAUACAAUAUAAACAAUUAACAACAGAUUUAGAUAUUGUAUGUGGAACAUGUAAUCAGUUAGAUUUUAAAAUGUCAGUGAUUACUCUGUGAUUGUAAAAAUUGUUAGAAAACUGAAGAAUAUAUGUGAUGCUUUUUAUAUAUUUAAUAUAAUAUUAAUUAAAUUAAUUUAUUUUUAUCCUUUUAGGAAAGAUCUUUAAGAAUAUAAAGCUAGGCAUCUGUCCAAAGUGAUCUCUUUGUAAGUGCACUUAAUGGUUAUUUAAGCAAUUCUGUAAAUUAACCACUUUUAUUUCCACAAAUAAUUAAUAUUCUUUAUUUACAAUUUACUUUUAAAAAAUCUAAUGGAAUCAAAUAAAAUUGUUGUAUGGCAUCUCUCAAGCCCAUUUUGAGGCACAUUGUAUGUAUGUAUUUGACAAUGUAUGUUUUAGGAACAAGAUUUGAUUUAUUAAUUGAGUAACAUAUAUUAAAGAGUAUUAAGUAUUAAUUUUAAUAAUACUCUUUAUAUCACAGUUUGUAUAGCUGUAUUAGAUAUGAUGCUGUGAAGUAUUAUAUAUAUGUAAUAACAUUUUGAUUUGGAUAUUCACUGCUUCCACAUUUGUGUCAUUUAACCCCUGAAUAAAAAAAAAAUAUAUAUUAGUUGUGUAAUUACAUAAUAGAAUUCCACUACGUGUUCCAUUUGCAUUUUAACACAUUGAAAACAUUUAGCUUCAGCACCAGAUUCACCACCUUCAUCAUCAUGCAAACUACUUUUCUCAUUCUCAUCAUAAAUAUCUUCUUCAUCAUUAUAAUGCACACUACCUUCAUUAUCAAUAUCAAGCACAACAUCUUUCUUAUACUCGUCAUACACCACCUUCAUCACCCUUGUCAUACACACCACCUUCAUCGUCAUCCUCAUCUUCAUCACUGUCUUCAGCAUGUACACUGUUUUGAAAAAGUGUUUGGCCCCUUCACGAUUUCUUAUUUUUUGCAUGUGUCACUCUUAAAUGGUUUAGAUCAUCAACUUAAUUUGAAUAUAAGUCACAGUCAACACAAGCUAAUGCAAAAAUAUUUUUUUAAAGGAAGAUUUUUUAUUAUUGGGAGAAAAAAACAAAACAUACAUGGCCCUGUGUAAAAACCUAAUAACUAGUCGGGCCACCCUUUGCAGCAACAACUGCAAUCAAGUAUUUGCGGUAACUUGCAAUGAGUCUUUCACAGACCUGUGGAGGAAUUUUAGAUCCACUCAUAAUUCCACCACAUUGGAGGAUUUUCCAGCAUGAACCACCUUUGACUAGGCCACUUCAAAGUCUUCAUUUGGUUUGAGAGGUGGACUUGCUGAUGUGUUUUGCAUCAUUGUCCUGCUGCAGAACCUAAAGUCGUUUCAGUUUAAGGUCAAAUAAUGAAGUGGGCAAACACUUUUUCACACCACUGUACAUUCCCUUCAUCUUUUUUCACACCAAUUUCCUCAUCCUCAUCAUACACACCACUUUAGUCAUCCAUAUCUUCAUCAAUAUGCACAUCAACAUCCUCAUCAUACACAUCACCGUAGUCCUCAUCAUAAUUGACACCACCUUAAUCAUCAUGAACAUUGUUGUCUGAAUUUCCUCCAUAUAGCAGUUUAGUCUCUGGGUUGUUUCGGUUCUUUCCUGCACUGUAAAAAUUUGAUGCAUUUUGUAAAAAGAAACAAUUAAAGUACUGUUUUAGUCAAAUACAGAA
This is a messenger RNA of Astyanax mexicanus (Mexican tetra), 5258 nucleotides long. RefSeq names its product NACHT, LRR and PYD domains-containing protein 3. Gene Ontology annotation, molecular function: protein binding. The coding region runs from base 200 to 3487 and encodes 1095 amino acids. The record is from RefSeq and is a predicted model, not a curated record. NCBI's taxonomy places the organism in Eukaryota, Metazoa, Chordata, Actinopteri, Characiformes, Acestrorhamphidae. The transcript is spliced from 17 exons.